Galleria mellonella (greater wax moth) is the source of this 1058-nucleotide messenger RNA. RefSeq names its product ER membrane protein complex subunit 7 (gene EMC7). The transcript has a single exon. The coding region runs from base 122 to 796 and encodes 224 amino acids. The record is from RefSeq and is a predicted model, not a curated record. Gene Ontology annotation, molecular function: carbohydrate binding. Lineage: Eukaryota; Metazoa; Arthropoda; Insecta; Lepidoptera; Pyralidae. Gene Ontology annotation, cellular component: EMC complex.
CUGUUGUGUGUUACUGUCAACUGUCAAUAUCAACUGUGACUCGUUCAUUUUAUAUAGUUUUGUUUGUAGUUAUUCAAUAAGAAAUUGUUAAAAUAACCAAGAAAACUAUUGCGAUUUUAUAAUGAUUGGCGUAAUACCAAUUUUAUUAACGAUAGGUUUAUUCGGUACUGCACAGUGCCUCAACAAUCCUGUUGAAGAAGAAUUAGGUAGUGGCAGGUAUGUCAUUGAAGGAAGAGUAUACCCUCCUGAAGACCAAGAACUGCUCAAUUGGCAGGUGGACACCCGUAUCCAUGUGAAUGGAGGAGAGUAUAUAGGUUUCAUCAGGGAAGAUGGUACAUUUGUGGUACAUAACAUACCAACAGGUUCCUACGUAGUAGAAGUUAUUCACCCAGAUUACAUGUAUGAACCAGUCCGCGUGGAAAUCAAUUCUAAAGGCAAGUACAGAGCUAGGAAACUGAAUUACAUACAGACUUCUCAAGUGAUACAAGUUCAAUAUCCACUUCGCAUGAAGGCCCUUUCGAAGUUCCGAUAUUUCCAAGUACGCGAGCAGUGGCGUCUGACUGACUUUUUGUUCAACCCUAUGGUGAUUAUGAUGGUUCUACCAUUGUUCCUUAUUAUGAUUCUACCAAAAAUGAUGAAUGAUCCAGAAACAAAAGAGGACUUGAAACAGAUUAGUAAUUUGGCAAAAAUGUCUGAAAUACCAGAAAUGUCAGAGAUGAUUACUUCACUAUUCAGUGGAGGCUCUUCAGCCAAAGCAUCUAGUUCCAAAGCCAAACAAGUAAAGAAGAGGCAAUAGUAAUAAUUUAGUCAUUGUAAUUAAGUUUUUAUGAUUGAAUAUUAUGUAGGGAUAGUUUUAUUUAUGAACAAAAUAAAAUGUAUUGACUUUUUUUUUAUUAUAGAAUUAUAUAUUACAUUACUGACAGUUUGAAUAUUCUUGUACAUAACUAAAUAGAAAGAAAAAAAAAACUCAUUGAUUAGUCAUUCACUUAGCAACUGUUUAAUACCUGUAUGUAUUUAAAGCUAUAAUUAUGUUGUGUUGAAAUAAAAAACAAAAAUCA